CGACCAGGGCUGAAUCUUAUCAGAAACAAGAGGAGGGAGAGAAUGGACAUGGGGCCCAGAAUUCCCACACGUGUGGCGAGUGCGGUAACGAGUUUCAUGACCGAGGUACUAUGAGGAGACACUUGCGGACUCACACAGGUGAAAAACCGUAUCGAUGUGAGAAAUGCGACAAAAGCUUCAGUCAGCUGUCUUAUCUGAAGAAGCAUAUGAGAACUCACACAGGUGAAAAACCUUACAGUUGUGAAGAAUGCAGCAAGCAAUUCAGCGACCUUAGUCAUCUGUACAGACACAUGCGGACUCACACCGGUGAAAAACAAAACAAGUGUGAAGAGUGCGACAGACAGUUCAGCAGGCUGGACAGUCUGAAGGAACACAUGUGGACUCACACUGGUGAGAAACCGUAUAGAUGUGAGAAAUGUGAUAAAGGCUUCAGUCGGUCAUACAGUCUGACGAUUCACAUGCGGACUCACACAGGUGAAAGACCGUAUAAGUGUGAGGAGUGCGGCAGGUGUUUUAUUGAACUGCGUGAUCUAAAGACACAUAUCAGAACUCACACAGGUGAGAAACCGUACAAGUGUGAGGACUGCAGCAAGCGGUUCAGUGAGCUGGGUAGUCUGAAGACACACAUGAGAACUCACACUGGCGAGAAACCGUACAUGUGUGAGGAAUGCGGCAAGCAGUUUCGUCAUCUGACAGGUCUAAAGACACACCUGCGGAUUCACACGGGUGAGAAACCGUAUCAAUGUGAGGAAUGCAGCAGGUGGUUCUGUCAGCUGAGUCAACUGAAGUUACAUAUCAGAACCCACACCGGUGAAAAACCAUUCAAGUGUAAGGAGUGCAACAGACAGUUUAGUGGUCCGUCUAGUCUGAACAGACACAAGCGAACUCACACUGAUGAGAAACCGUACCGAUGUGAAGAAUGCGGUAAACAGUUUAGCAGGCUGGAGAAUCUGAAGUUACACAUGAGAACUCAUACUGGUGAGAAACCGUACAGAUGUGAGGAAUGUGGCAGACAGUUCAGCAGGCCGGGUAGACUGAAGCAGCACAUGAGAACUCACACUGGUGAGAAACCGUUCCGAUGUGAUGUGUGCGGCAGACAGUUCAGCAGGAUGGGCCAUCUGGAUAAACACAUGCACACUCAUACUGGUGAGAACAAAACGUAGAGAUGUGAGGAGUGCUGAAAGCAGUUAAGAGGGAUGCUUAUUCUGAAGUUACGCAUGCAGACUCACACAGGAAAAAAUGUAGCAAAACAGUUGGAAACUGUAUCAAAAUCUUUUGGCAAUUAUGUAAUCUGAGUGCCAAGUAGACACGCAUUCCCAAACAAACAUUUCAGUGUCCAUGUCAGGAUUACUAUAUGUGAUAACAUAUGAGUCAG
Branchiostoma belcheri (Belcher's lancelet) is the source of this 1375-nucleotide messenger RNA. Its product is annotated as zinc finger protein 678-like. The record is from RefSeq and is a predicted model, not a curated record. Gene Ontology annotation, molecular function: DNA-binding transcription factor activity, RNA polymerase II-specific; RNA polymerase II cis-regulatory region sequence-specific DNA binding. The transcript has 2 exons. The coding region runs from base 111 to 1163 and encodes 350 amino acids. Lineage: Eukaryota; Metazoa; Chordata; Leptocardii; Amphioxiformes; Branchiostomatidae. Gene Ontology annotation, biological process: regulation of transcription by RNA polymerase II.